AUGGAAAAAUCGCGCUCAUCGCUAUUAUCAACAAGUUCAUCAAUAUUGCCUGCAUCAAGAUUUCAUCAGCCAUCGAUAACAAAUCGAAGAACAGCCAUACUUUCUUGGUCAGAUUAUUUGCGACGUAAUAAAAAUUAUUUUAAUUCUUUAUUAUCAUCAUCAGUGCCGUCGAAAUUAGCCAAAAAACCGUUGCCAUAUUUACCUAUAUUGUCCAAAUAUUAUAACGGAUCAGUACCUAUCGUUAUAACUCUUCCAUCUUAUCAUAUCAAUGAAUUUAUUGAAUCACGUAAUAAAUAUAUGGAAAAUGAUAAUCAAAGAAAAAUAUCACCGAAAAUAAUGCAGCCAACCUCUUCUUACAAAUAUACAACGAAAAAAAAGCCAGCAAUAUUUCUAAAAGGUAGAAAAGUAUUGCCACAAAACCAAUUGCCGUCCUUGUUUUCAGAAUAUAGGAAUGAUCGUAUCAUUCCGCAAGUUCAAAUGCGGAAACCAAUCGUUCAACAAGGUCUACAACAAUUUCCGAUAAAAAAUGCCAUAAGAGUGAUUCCUUCAAAAGUUCAAUAUUCAAGAUUAGCAACUAAUAAAUUAUCACCUGUUGAUAAUAUCAAUAAUAACAUAAUUAAUUCCAUGUUUUCUGGAUCUCAAAAGUUACAACCAUAUUUUAUGGGUAACGAUAUAAUUGCUACAACUAAUACCGUUGCAUCACUCUUAAAAUCCGGUGAAGCACUUGAACAUAUAUCAAAGAUUACAAGUAAUUUAUUAAAUUUACCGGUUUCUGGACAGAAAAGUUUAUUAUCAGCAUUCACAUCGGCAUUUGCUGAUCCAUUCGCUGAUAAUUUAUUAUUAACCAAUAAUGCUAUCGAUAAUCCGUUUGGUGUUUCAUCAAAUAUUAUUAAUACCCAAAGCGUUUUUACAUCGAAAGCUGAGAAAAGUUUGAUAAAUAAAAAAGAAAAAGAGGAAGAAAAUAAUCAAACAAUUAGCAGCAAAAGUUUAGUCAACAGUACAGGUGAAAUAAUGAAAUUAUUAAAUGAGCUGCCCGAAGAACAACGAAUUUUAUUACAAGGAGCGAUAGAAUCCGGUGAAUUAGACGUUCAUACCGUAUUAUCUUCAUUCGAAAAUAUGUCGAAUAAAGACAAAUUAUCAUCGAAAUCCAAAGAAAAUCGUUUAUUAGAAUGGAUACAACAAAAUCGUCGCAGCGGCCAGAAAAAUUCCAGUAAAAAAGUGUCAUUCGAUAAAUUGCCUUAUUAUGGGACAUAUUGUGGUAGUUUUGCAGCUCAGAUGGAUAAGGAAUCCAAAAUAUCAGGUGCCGUAUGGGCAGCCGAUUCUCAACACCUAAUCAUAUCGAAAUUCCAGUUUAAACCAAAUUCUCUUAUUGCUGAUAAUAUUACCUUUUGGGCUGGGCCAAAUAUCAAUUCGAAUAAUGUUAUUGAAGAUAUGGUUCCAAAUGCGAAUGGAUUUUAUUUAAAGCCAGUGUUAAUUGAUGUCGCUUCAUCCAUAAAAAAUAAUAUUGAAAUAAUAAAAGCGAAUAUACGACAGAAUAAACCUCCGAAUCGUAUCAAAAAGGAUAUAUUUUCCAAUAUAUAUGAUAGUGAUCAAUUAAUUCCGUUGCCAAAUAAUUUUUUCAAAGUUUUUUCUAAUAAAACAAUUGAUGAAAAGGAAAUAAGCAUAAAUUCAUCAAAUGAAACAGUGGAACAAAUGGGUGAUUUACUAAAAACAAAUCAGAGUGAACUAUUCAAUGAGAAUAAGAAAGCGUCGUUACAUUUAUCUGGCGAAGAUAUUAAUUCUGUAGCAAAAAAUUAUAUAAAAAUUCCCACAAAUGUUACGGAAAUAUUAUUUGAGCAUUCUGAUAAUGAGGAACAUAUAGAACCAUUAAGCUGGUAUGCCGGAUUUCAACCAAUCUUAUUAACUCUACCAGAAAAUAAAACGAUUAAAACAAUUAAUUGGCUUGCUCUUCGAGAUCAUAGAAAGAAGAAAAUAUUAGCAUAUAUAUUUAUUCCAAAUGGACAAGCCUUCAAUAUUCCUGCCAUUGUUCAAUUAAGGCCACUAAUGUCAAAUGGUCCAUAUACUGUCAGCACUGGAGCGAUUAAUGUAUUGCAUUAUUUAGAAGUUAUUGAUAUAAAAACAAUCGAAAUAAACAAUUUUACUCUAAAAACGAAUGGCGAAGCUGCAUGGUUCGUUGUCGGGAAAGAUAUAUUUCCUAAUAAUGCUGGUCACAUUGCACCAAUAUACAACAAAAACAAUAAAACAUUUGAUUGCGAUUCAUUACGAAAUUACUAUAAUGAAAAAAUAAUAGUAAAAUUACCUGGAACAAUUGAUAUGAAAGAUAUUUUUUGGUUUUCUAUCUUUUCGUUGACAAAAAGUAUAUCAUUAUCGCAUCUAUACGUUCCAUAUAACGAUAUGCAUCUGCCUCCAUACCUUGAUUCUAUAUCGGUUCGUCAGUUAACUUUUAUAUAA
Messenger RNA from Dracunculus medinensis (Guinea worm), 2451 nucleotides. Lineage: Eukaryota; Metazoa; Nematoda; Chromadorea; Rhabditida; Dracunculidae. The record is from the annotation of a GenBank genome assembly.